Messenger RNA from Penicillium macrosclerotiorum, 366 nucleotides. RefSeq names its product cysteine-rich PDZ-binding protein. Gene Ontology annotation, biological process: cytoplasmic microtubule organization. Gene Ontology annotation, molecular function: microtubule binding. The transcript is spliced from 3 exons. Lineage: Eukaryota; Fungi; Ascomycota; Eurotiomycetes; Eurotiales; Aspergillaceae. The record is from RefSeq and is a predicted model, not a curated record. The coding region runs from base 1 to 366 and encodes 121 amino acids.
AUGGUUUGUGGAAAAUGCCAGAAAAAACUCAAGACAACCGAGCUUGCCACACCCGGCGUCAAGCGGAAGAAUGAUAUGUACUAUGGCUCGCCAUCCACCACUGUGGGCGGGCCGUCGAAAUCCAAACCUACCCUUGGCGCGACUGGCAUUGGCAAGAGUAAACUGCUCGGCGCAAAGGCAAAGAAUCCCUAUGCGGCAUAUUCGUCGUCGUGCGAGUCGUGCAAGACCAAGACUGAGCAGGGCAGGAAGUAUUGCCAGCGUUGCGCGUAUCAAAAGAACGCAUGCGCAUUGUGUGGCAAGAACCUAGCUGGCAGGACGACUACUGACAAGCCCAUUGUCCAGGGACAGAAGUUCAAUAUGAAAUGA